GACGGACGAGCCCUGAUGCCGGGGGAGACGGAAGAGCCGAGACCCCCGGAGCAGCAGGACCAGGAAGGGGGAGAGGCGGCGGUGGCUAAGGCGGCUCCGGAGGAGCCCCAGCAGCGGCCCCCUGAGACGACGGCGGCGGCGGCGCCUGCGGGGACCACUAGCAGCCGCGUGCUGAGGGGAGGCCGCGACCGGGGCCGGGCCGCUGCGGCCGCCGCCGCCGCUGCUGUGUCCCGCCGGAGGAAGGCCGAGUAUCCGCGCCGGCGGAGGAGCAGCCCCAGCGCCAGGCCUCCCGACGCCCCAGGGCAGCAGUCCCAGGCCGCGAAGCCCCCGUCUCCAGCUCAGGGCAAGAAGAGUCCGCGACUCCUAUGCGUAGAAAAAGUGACAACUGAUAAAGAUCCCAAGGAAGAGAAGGAGGAAGAAGACAAUUCUGUCCUUCCUCAGGAAGUUUCCAUUGCUGCAACGAGGCCUACCCGGGGCUGGCGCAGUAGUAGCAGGACAUCUGUCUCUCGCCAUCGUGACACAGAGAACACCCGAAGCUCUAGGUCCAAGACUGGUUCAUUGCAGCUCAUCUGCAAGUCAGAACCAAAUACAGAUCAGCUCGAUUAUGAUGUUGCAGAAGAACAUGAGUCUCCAGGUGGCAUUAGUAGCGAGGAGGAAGAGGAAGAAGAAGAGGAGAUGUUAAUCAGUGAAGAGGAAAUACCGUUCAAAGACGACCCAAGAGAUGAGACCUACAAACCCCACUUAGAAAGGGAAACCCCAAAGCCACGGAGAAGAUCAGGGAAGGUGAAAGAAGAGAAAGAGAAGAAGGAAAUUAAAGUGGAAGUAGAGGUAGAAGUGAAGGAAGAAGAGAAUGAAAUUAGGGAGGAUGAGGAGCCUCCUAGGAAGAGAGGAAGAAGGCGAAAAGAUGACAAAAGUCCCCGGUUACCCAAAAGGAGAAAAAAGCCUCCAAUCCAGUAUGUCCGUUGUGAGAUGGAAGGAUGUGGAACUGUUCUUGCCCAUCCUCGCUAUCUGCAGCACCACAUUAAAUAUCAGCAUUUGCUGAAGAAGAAAUACGUAUGUCCCCAUCCCUCUUGUGGACGACUCUUCAGGCUGCAGAAGCAACUUCUGCGACAUGCCAAGCAUCAUACAGAUCAAAGGGAUUAUAUCUGUGAAUAUUGUGCUCGGGCCUUCAAGAGUUCGCACAACCUGGCAGUGCACCGGAUGAUUCACACUGGCGAGAAGCCGUUACAAUGUGAGAUCUGUGGAUUUACUUGUCGGCAAAAGGCGUCCCUUAACUGGCACAUGAAGAAACAUGACGCAGACUCCUUCUACCAGUUCUCUUGCAAUAUCUGUGGCAAAAAAUUUGAGAAGAAGGACAGCGUAGUGGCACACAAAGCAAAAAGCCACCCUGAGGUGCUGAUUGCAGAAGCUCUGGCUGCCAAUGCAGGCGCCCUCAUCACCAGCACAGAUAUCUUGGGCACUAACCCAGAGACCCUCACACAACCGGCAGAUGGUCAGGGUCUUCCUCUUCUUCCUGAGCCCUUGGGAAACUCAACCUCUGGAGAGUGCCUACUGCUAGAAGCUGAAGGGAUGUCAAAGUCAUACUGCAGUGGGACGGAACGGGUGAGCCUCAUGGCCGAUGGGAAGAUCUUUGUGGGAAGUGGCAGCAGUGGGGGCACUGAAGGGCUGGUCAUGAACUCAGAUAUCCUCGGUGCUACCACAGAGGUUCUCAUUGAAGAUUCAGACUCUACUGGACCGUAGUGGGAGGGAAGACUUUGUAUUUAAAAGAUAAAAAGGACAAAAAAAAAUUUAAAGCAUUUAAAAUCUAGUAAAAUAACUGAAGGGCCUGCUCUUUCCAUUGUGGAUCACAGCACAUAAACACACCCACCCCCUAUUCUCCCUCUGUUGUCCCCUUGAUAAAAUUGAUGCUGCGUUUACCAGAAAGGUGGACACAAAAAAGAAGUAGUAAUUCUUAAAGUGAGGGCUAUCCUCAUCCUUAGUUCCAGCCAGGCAGAUUUCCUGCGGAUCCCUUUUUCCAACCUGUAACUGAUGUGCUUUGGAUCAGCUUCUAACUCUUAUAAUCUAUUACUGUCCUCUAAAUGCCUUCUUCUCCUUCACUGCUGCCCUGUGGUUCUGGCUUGUACCCAAUGCAGCACACUUAUCCUCAAAGUAUCAUACAGUUCUAAUCUCCAGAGGCUGGCAGCUUGACUUGGCACUUUAGGGCCCCUUAGCAGGAUGAGCUGUUAAAACAGCACACAUCUCUCACCCCCUUUUCCUCCAUUUCCCACUGGAUUUCGGAAAGGAAGGACACACGGGGACCAUCCCCUUCCCCUUUGACUCCAGCACUUCAGUCCCCCUCCCAACACCUCCAUAUGGUUCUCAAUGGUGCUCUCUUGCUUGAAAGCAGGCUCCCAGGAGGGAGGGGGCUGCCUUCUACACAGUCGGACUGUAAGACAGAGCUCUAUCAGUGAGACAGUAGAAAAGUCCCAGGCUAAUGGCAGAAAUUUGCACUUUGAACAUGUGUGUUUUUGUGUUGUGGAACUGAGAUUCCUUAUUUAUUAAUGGAAAGUCUGAUUUUUUUUUUUUUUUUAAAUCUUCUUUGCUAUAUUUUGUGGGGCUAGGAGAGAUUAGAUUAUUCUGACGUGGGGUCCUUUCCACAAGAGGUACUUUUGAAGGCAAGACAUAGGCUUGAAGAAGCACAGCCAGCCUCUGAAAGCAUAGCUCCCCAGUAGCCUUUGAAGACAGCUGGUCCUCAGUACUAACAAAAUCACUACAAUAGCCUAGUGCUUGUUGGGAGCCUUUAUAGGGACAGAUGUUAGGUUCAUGGUUAACUAGAGCUCUUGAGAUUUUUAGAGCAUUGAGAUCUUGGAGUUUUGAGGGGAUGAGGAGGAUUGUUCAGGGUCUUAAUUACUGAUGAGAGAUUUUCUCCUGUGAAUCUGGCUUUUAUUUUUGGGGGGUUUUUUUUUUUUUUUGUCCUCACCAUUUCUUUACACAUACCUCCCAAUUUGCCUGUCUGUGGCCCCAUGCUUUGUUGUUGUUUUUUGCAUUAAUUUAUCAUUGGUUCAUUCCAGCUGCCUAGUAUCAGUGAAGGACACUGCCAUUAGUGAAGGAGCAAGGUCUGCGGAUUGUAAAAUUUUCAGUCAAAGAAAAGUGCCCUGUUCUUCUUCUUCAGAAGAGGGAGGGGUGAGUCAAUAGAUAAAGGUUAAUAUAUAUCAUAAUGGCCUUGGCUUUCACCUGAAAUCUGGGAAUUGCCACUUCCAUUGGAAUGGGGAUUUUCAUGGAGUAAAUUCCUGCCUGUGGGAGAGACAGAUAGUUUUUUGGUGCAAGUUUAUAAUCCCCAGAAUAUUAAAAAACCUAUUUUGGCUCAUUUUUAGAGAAUGAGCGGGGCAAUUCUUAUCCUUCUGUUUACUUCAGAAACUGAAAUUGAAGGCUCGGCCUAUUCAUUGUUCAUUGUCUGAAAUGUGUGAUGGCUGUUGGAAAGAAUGAAGUUUUGCCGAGAACAAAAUAAGAAGCAGCUUGUUUUUCACAAACACUAAAAGUACAAAGUUUAUCAAUUUUCUCUUUGAUUUAUUUUUCCCAUUAAGAGGGGUAACAAAAUGCCAUCUCUGAAAGAGACUUAACUUUCACGCCCACUGGUGUCAGUGGUUGGGCUGCCAGGGAAUGGGGAGUGAGACACCUACAGUAAAUGGGCUGAAAUGCACUGUUGUUUCUCUGCAUUGUGUUGCAGACUUGCCAUCCCUCCAGUGUGGGGGUAGAAAAUCGAAUAAGGAUAGAAGGGAUCUAGAAUAUGCUUUCCUGCCCACAGUAAGGGCUUGGAAUUGACUGGUAUGUUGAAUAGAUUUUAAAAUAAGAGUCCACAACAAAGGUGUUGCACUCCCAUAUCAGUCCAUUUUGUGCUGUUCGCUAGCUAGCAUCUGUCCCCACGCUCAUCCUUUGUCUCCCAAAAUUUCAUUUGCAGUGGUUAGUCAUCAGAUAUUUUAGCCACCUACACAAAAGCAAACUAGUAUAUAAGGAAAUCUUGUCUUUCUGCAAUGGGAGGAAAUUUGUUCUCCAUCCCUAUACCACCCCACUCACCUCUCCAAAAGCAACUAGGUGUUUCCAAUGAUGAGAAACUUUUUAUUCUUCUCUUGUUUUGGGUCCUCUUCCAUUUGCCUGCAGUUUUCCUUCAAUAAAUUAUUGUAGCAGUUUUUGCCAUCAAUUUUCAAAUGUUUUUUCAUGGACUUUAUUUUUCCUUUUGGGAAAGGGUUGCUAGCAUAGUCAAGAGUUGGUAUAAGUAAACUGUCUUAUACUAAUCCCUCCCACCUUGUCCUUUCUGAUCCCCAUACUGAUUAUGUCAGUGUCCUCCUCAGGAGCUCUUUAAAAGUCUGCGUUUCAUACCCUUCAUUGGAUUCUGUUAUAUGUAUCUUUUAAAAUAACUCUUACCACUGUAUGUUCCCCAUCUUGAAUUGGCAAUUCUAAAUCCUGAUAUUGAGAUUGAGCUACAGCUGUUCAGUAUUUCUGGGAGAUGUACUUCCCCUUCUUUGUGGUUGCUGAGGGUUAUUUUGCGUAAUUGGUACUCCUUAAUAUGCUUCAGAGAGUUUGGAUAAACACUGGCUGGGUGGACUGGGAGUAAAGAAGAUUACUAAGGUAUGGGAAAGCAUCCACAUGGAGCACUUGAAUCUGCUUUGUACCUGUUUGGAGAAAAAAAAUUCAGUGUACUAUCAGCCUGACUAAGAUUAUUACAGUCUGGUGGUUUGAAGUACCAUUUUUUUCCUCCUGUCUUUUUCCCACUUUCCAGUGUAGUACUCAAGAAAAUUGAAAAAUUGUAAUGGAUCAGUUUAAAAUAUUUUAUUUCCUCAAAGCCUUUUUUGCCUGUUGUAACGUGCAGGACCCUUCUCCUUUGAUGGGAGAGACAGGUAGUUACCUGAAUGUAGGUCGAAAAGGUUAUGUAAAAAAAAAAACUAUAAUAAAAGGGAUACUCUGCUUUUCAAAUCCUUGUUUUCUGUUAAU
Messenger RNA from Loxodonta africana (African savanna elephant), 4968 nucleotides. It is a transcript of the gene ZFP91, whose product is annotated as ZFP91 zinc finger protein, atypical E3 ubiquitin ligase. Bases 16 to 1740 code for a protein of 574 amino acids. Gene Ontology annotation, biological process: regulation of transcription by RNA polymerase II. Lineage: Eukaryota; Metazoa; Chordata; Mammalia; Proboscidea; Elephantidae. The record is from RefSeq and is a predicted model, not a curated record. Gene Ontology annotation, cellular component: nucleus. Gene Ontology annotation, molecular function: RNA polymerase II transcription regulatory region sequence-specific DNA binding; DNA-binding transcription factor activity, RNA polymerase II-specific. The transcript is spliced from 11 exons.